This is a messenger RNA of Hyla sarda, 1761 nucleotides long. RefSeq names its product OTU deubiquitinase 3 (gene OTUD3). Gene Ontology annotation, biological process: protein deubiquitination. Gene Ontology annotation, molecular function: cysteine-type deubiquitinase activity. The record is from RefSeq and is a predicted model, not a curated record. The coding region runs from base 117 to 1289 and encodes 390 amino acids. Lineage: Eukaryota; Metazoa; Chordata; Amphibia; Anura; Hylidae. The transcript has 8 exons.
GUCUGUCCCGCCUUCUCGCCUCUCUAUAGUCACCUGGGUAUCACGUGAUAUGUAGAUGCCGGAAGUGUCGCGGCCGCCGGUGUUGUGGCUCCCGGUGCGGUGAGGUCGGGGCCGUCAUGUCCAGGAAGCAGAGUGUCCGCUCCCGGCCCGGGAAGAAGGCGGAGCUGGAGAGGAAGAGGGACGAGCGGGCGGCGCGGAGAGCACUGGCCAAAGAGCGGCGGAACCGGGCCGGGGAGGAGGGGGACCCCCAGGAGUUCCUCGGCUUCGCCAAUCAGCUGCAGGUGCUGGGGCUCCGACUACGGGAGGUGCCGGGGGACGGUAAUUGUUUGUUCCGGGCUCUGGGCGAUCAGCUGGAAGGACAUUCCCGGAACCACCUGACCCACCGGCAGGAGACCGUGGACUACAUGGUCAAGCACCGGGAAGACUUUGAGCCUUUUGUAGAGGAUGACGUUCCGUUUGACAGACACGUCGAGAACCUGGCCCAGCCCGGGACCUUCGCAGGUAACGAUGCCAUUGUGGCUUUUGCGCGCAACAACCAGGUGAACGUGGUGAUCCACCAGCUGAACAACCCCCUGUGGCAGAUCCGGGGCUCCGACAAAGGCACCGCGCGAGAGCUGCACAUCGCCUACCGCUACGGAGAACACUAUGACAGCGUCCGCUCCGGCAAGGACAACACCGAGACCCCCGCCCACCUGCAAACAGAGAUGCUUUCCAAAGACGUCUCCAACCGGAAGAGCAAACCCAAGAGCAACGUGCCGGACGAGCAGGCGGAGUGGCGAGAGGAUGCCGUGCAAAAAGUCCGGAACGCCACCGGCUGUGCGGACGCCCGCCUCAUCCUGCAGAGUUUGGAAGCCGAGAGCUACGACAUUGAGUCGACCAUCCAGAUGGUUCUGCAGAUCGAGCAGCUGAAGCAGAUCGGUGAUACAGAUUGUGUAGCCGAGGGCAGUGACUGCUCGUACUCAUCCGCUACCUGGGAGCCAAGUGACUGUGAAGGGUUAGAAACACAAAGAAGAACCCCGACCCCACACAGGGAACCCGCAGAGCACCGGAAACAGAGCCGGCCAACCAGGAGCGAGGAGGACACACAGGAGCAGAACAAGAAGAACAUCAACCAGAAGGUCAGCAACAAGCAGCGGAAGGAUCAGCAGCGCCUGGAGAAGAAGAAGCGCCAGGAGGAGCGACACCGGCAAAAGGUUCAGGAGCAGCGCAGCAAUAACACGGACAAUAACCGCCAGGGAGACGGCGACGCAGUGACCGUGGUGAAGGCGUUCUCCACCCUCAACAUCUGAUCGCACCGGAGCGGGACUCCGCGGGGGAUGGGCGGCACUUCUGGUGCAUGAUGGGAGAUUGCACCAAAUACGGUUACCUAAAGCAACGGUUAAACGAUGUGUGGAACUACAAGUCCCAGCUGUAGGUGCCAGUUACUAGUGCAGGACUGAUCGACCAACUGUAGGGGGAGCUGGCGGGGGAUGCGGAUGGUUAAAUUGGACUUUGAAAAGUUUUAUUUUUUUUUUUUUUAUAAAAAUUCUAUAGAAAUUGUAGGAAUUCUCCCAGGUUUACUGAUCUAUGCAAAAAAAAAAAAAAAAAAAAAAAAACCUUCUUAAAGGGACAGUACGCCGGCAAGCUCGCUCUUCUGUUUGCUGUUCAGUUGAAUACAGUCUAUUGUUCUCUGUUAUCAGCCGGUCAUGUGACCAUAAACUCAGCCUUCACUACUUCAUUUCAUCCAGUAAAGUAGUGUUUCCUAGCCAGUGUGCCUCCAGC